AUGGAACAGAAAGAUUGGAAGAUAGUAUUGGACUGGAUUAAAAAGGAUCUCGUAAGGAUAACAAGUUCUGAUUCUGAGUUCGAUGCGAGCCGUAGAGAAAAAGCGAAAGAAAUUAUAAAUAAAUGGAAGCGCCUUUAUAAGAAAGGACAGCACUCGCAG
Molecule: messenger RNA, 159 nt
Organism: Funneliformis caledonium
Lineage: Eukaryota; Fungi; Glomeromycota; Glomeromycetes; Glomerales; Glomeraceae
Source: the annotation of a GenBank genome assembly